AUGUCGAUUAAGUUGGCAGAGUAAGUUUAUGUUAUUCCUGACAGUCUUAUAUUGUUUUUGGUUGAUUUUUCUUGAUUUUUAUUGAGUUUUAAGGCAUUUUAAGGUUUAGGUAUUAAAAUGUUGCUUUUCUUAAUUUUACUUAUGUGUAAAUACCUUUUUACUUAUUUUUUAAAUAAGUUAUAUGAUGCUUUUAGGAUUUUAGAUAUUAAUUAAUGUUAUUUUAGUAUUCUACCAGCUCCGGUGAAUGCCCGAGACGACUUGAGUUCUGAAGUAACUAGAGAUAGUUGGUUUAAAGGACGUGAAGAUGCUUUGGAAAACGAAAUCAAAGCUGUUGUGUUGAAAAGUGUCCCACCUUAUGGUCAACGUAGUGCAUAUACUCCAAGAGUUCCUGAGGUGAGUGUUUUAUACUAUUCUUUGUGAUUUUAGGUUUUGAAAUAGAGGGUUGAUAUAAAUCUUUGAAAGUAUUGUUUUUCGAAAGUAAAAACUUUUUAAAAGCUGUGUAAUAGGAAAAGAUUUAAUUUUAGUUGAGCUAAAAGGAAAGAAAAUUUUGUAAAUUACAAUUUGUGCCAUUUUAAGGACUAAUUAGAUAUCUUUUUCAGGACUACGGCGAUGGUGGAGCCUUUCCCGAGAUCCAUAUCGCCCAAUUCCCUUUGGGCAUGGGUUCAGAAACUGGUUUAGCGCGAAAUGUUGGUGCUAACAAGACGUUAGCUCUACAAUACGAUAAAGAUGGGAAGCUACGACAUGAUGCGAUUGCUAAGAUUGGUCAUGGCAAGGAUAAAAUCGUCCAUACUCGUCUACAGAAUACGAAACAACGUGCUAUCGAUCCAGAAGACCCAGAAUUACAACGCCCGAGCCAAGAAGAGAUCGAAGAAACGAUGAGAAAGACAAAAGAACAAAUUGAGAAGAUAACAAAUGCCAAAAUAGCAUCAGCUUUGCCAGUACAACACGCUAAGAAGACCGAACCAGCCCAAUACAUUAGAUAUACUCCAUCACAGCAGAAUUCCGAAGGCACGUCACAGCAGAGGAUUAUACGAAUGGUAGAAGCUCAACGUGAUCCCAUGGAGCCUCCAAGAUUCCAAAUUAACCAAAAGAUUCCUAGAGCACCACCAAGUCCACCAGCACCAGUACUACAUUCUCCACCACGAAAGGUUACACAGAAGGAGCAGGCUGAUUGGAAGAUACCACCAUGUAUAUCAAACUGGAAGAAUCCUAAAGGUUUCACAGUGGGGCUGGAUAAAAGGUUAGCAGCUGAUGGUCGAGGUCUACAACAAGUUCAUAUUAAUGAAAAUUUUGCUAAGUUGUCAGAAGCUCUACAAUUGGCUCAGCGAACGGCCAGAGAAGGCGUGGAAGCCAGGAAUCAAAUGGAGAAGAGAAUCGCGGACAAUAAGAGGUUAGAACAAGAGAAGAAGAUGAUGGAGUUGGCCAAGGAAGCCAGAGCCAAUAGACAACAUAAGAAGCCGCAAGAAGAUGAUGAAGGUGUGGCCAGAAGAGAUGAGAUCAGAAAGGAGAAGAUGGAUGAGAUCAGAAGAGAACGUAACUUGACUAGAGGACGACCAGAUGCCGCCGAGAAGUUGAAACGAGACAGAGAACGAGAUAUCAGUGAAAAGGUGGCUCUAGGGUUACCUGGAACUAAGGAUAAAUCAGGCGAAACUCAAUUUGAUCACAGAUUAUUCAACAAAGAUGCCGGAUUGGAUAGUGGAGCCAUGGAUGAGGAUACGUAUAACGUUUAUGAUCAACCAUGGAGGACAGAGAGCAAUGUUCAAAGCAUUUACAGACCGAGUAGGUUUUGGUUUUGUGUUAUAUUGUUACAUAUUUUUUAAAUUUUAUGACAUUUUUGAAAAAAAUAUGAAAAUUUUAAAAUUUUUAGUACAUUUUGUAAUUUUAUUACCUUUAGUAAUAAUGAUUUUUUAGGAAAACAAGCCGAAAACCCGUACGGUGACGAUCUGGACGAAAUUGUCAAACAAAACCGCUUCCAACCUGACCGAGGAUUCAAAGGCGCCGAACCCGUGCUCAACGCCGCACCCAGAAACGGACCGGUCGAAUUCGAAGUCGAAAAAGACGAUAUUUUCGGUAUUGGAGAUCUGUUCAAAACGAAAGACAAACGAAAAGACACAGAAGAUGCUGGACCAUCGUCCAAGAAAAGCCGACGAUGA
Messenger RNA from Bursaphelenchus okinawaensis, 2153 nucleotides. The record is from the annotation of a GenBank genome assembly. NCBI's taxonomy places the organism in Eukaryota, Metazoa, Nematoda, Chromadorea, Rhabditida, Aphelenchoididae.